CAAAGUGAGASCUCUUCCUUUUCCGACCCUCUCUGAUUGAAAUCGUUCCACUACGUCAGGUCGUCCGGUCCGCUCGGAGAAGAUGUCUGCGACGGGUUCAGGCGGACCAGGACCCGGACCAGGACCCGCCACGGGCUCCGGGUCCGGGGCCUCCAACCCCCGAAAGUUCAGCGAGAAGAUCGCCCUGCACACCCAGCGGCAGGCCGAGGAGACGGCCGCCUUCCAGGAGGUUAUGAUGGACAUCACCUCCACCAGGCUGCAGGCCCAGAAGUUACGCCUGGCCCGGAACCAGGGGCCGUACUACGGCGGUUCUUUACCCAACGUCAACCAGAUCGGCCGCAACCCGCAGGACUUCCAGGGCUCGUUCCAGUCCGGCCUGGAGUCCAGCCGCUCCACUCGCCACCACGGCCUGGUGGAGCGGGUCCAGAGGGACCGCCGCUUCGUCUCGCCGGUCCGGCCGUAUCGGAACCGCCAAGUGGAAAACUCUCUGUACAGCGCCGCCUACCUGUCCCCGCCCCCCGACGCCAGCUGGAGAAGGAACUGGUCUGGAAACUUCCCUGGAGAUAAAAGCCAGUUGUUCCGUCUUCCCACCACAGCGCUCAACAGGUCUGGUUCUGAUGGUUCUGCUGCUGGUUCUGAUGGUUCUGCUGCUGGUUCUGAUGGUUCUGCUGCUGGUUCUGAUGGUCCUGUCCUCCAUCCUGCAGUGUUCCCCUAUCCCGUUCCUCCCAUUGAGGAAAAUGUUUUGGACGAAGACAAACUGCUCAAAGCCUGGGACGCCAAGAAGCUGUCUCUGCCGUCGUCUCGACCAAAGUCCUGUGAAGUUCCAGGCAUCAACAUCUUCACGUCCCCGGAGCAGCCGUCCACGCCGGUCCAAGGCGUCCCUCAGGUCCCCAACACCGGCGGCUCGCUGCCCGACCUGUCCAGCCUCCACUUCCCGUCGCCGCUGCCCACGCCGCUGGACCAGGACGAGCCCGGUUACCCAGCAUCCUCUGCUCUGAGCGGGGGCAGCAGCACCGGAAACCUGGCCUCCACCCUCACCCAGAUGGGCAUCAACGCCGCCGGAGGAAACGGCAGCUACCACCAGCCAGCACCAGGUCUCCUGGCGUCUCUACAGAGCGCGCUCAGUAACCCCAACCUGCAGUCGUCGCUAAGCAACCCCAACAUCCAGUCGUCCCUCAGCAGCCACUCCUUCUCCAACUCUCUGAGCUCCGCCUCCCUCCACUCGUCGCUAAGCAACCCGUCUCUGCAGUCGUCGCUCAGCUCCUCCCCCUCCCUGCAGUCCUCCCUCAGCAGCCAAUCGCUGCACUCGUCCCUCAGUAACUCCUCCCUCCAGUCCGGCGGCUACGGCGGCGUGUCCGGAUCUGGCUCCUCCCCCUACUCGGCGAUGCUGGCCGGGCAGGGCCAGGCAUCGCUCAGCACGUCGCCACGGAGACGGGCCCAGCUGUCGCCGCUCAUCCUGCCGAUGGCGGGGGAGUCACGGAGGAUCCACCCCAAACAGUUCUCCCCCACCAUGUCCCCCACCCUGUCCUCCAUCUCCCAGGGCGUCCCGUUGGACACCAGCCGGCUGCCGGCGGACCAGCGCCUCCCUCCGUACCCGCUCAGCCAGCCGGGCCAGCAGAACCCGUCUCUGGGUCAGAACCAGCAGAUGCUUCGCCUCCAGCAGCCCAGAACCAAUCAGCAGCAGCUGCACCUGCAGAACCUCCGGAACCAGCACCUGCAGCAGUUUGGACCGUCGCAGAGGCCCAUGGCACCGCAGCAGAACCCGCCCGUCAAAUCGGAGAGCGCUUUGGACCCGUGCAGCCAGACGUCCUCCCUGUACCGGUCCAAACUGGACCAGAACCAGCAGGCAGAGCAGCAGCACAUCAACCUGAACACAGACUUCUACAACGACGCACUGUUCAGUUCGCUGCUGGACGAUCCGUAUCUCAGCCUGCAGCUGUCGGGGAAAUCACACCAGUUCCCGGCUGAGAGUCCGGUUGACUGCCUGAACCACAGCGGACCGGGUCAGAACCAGUUCCCGUCCAACAGCCAGGGGGCGCUGGAGCUGCAGGAGCCCUGCGACCCGCAGCGGCUCAACCACCAGAACCAGAACCGGAACUACAGCAGCGGAGACGGCCGCCAGAACGUCCCCAACAUCAUCCUCACAGGAGACUCUCCCCCCGGUCUGUCCAAGGAGAUCACCAGCGCUCUGUCCCACGUCCCCGGCUUCGAGAUGGACGCCUUCUCUCUGGACGAGCCGCUGCGCAUCGACCCGCUGGCGCUGGACCUGCUGGAGGGCGAGCUGAUGCUGGCCGACCCGGCCGUGGAGGACUCCUUCCGCUCCGACCGCCUCAAGUAACCGGGCCGGGCCCAGACACUCACCGCUCCACCGGGAGGGUUGGACUGAACACCUGGGGUCAGAGGUCACGAAAGAUUUACUUUACCUGGAAACUCUGGGUUCUGGUUCUGGUCCAUCUGGGCCCGAGAUGCAGAAGAGGAAAGAAAAAACAAACCAGCAGCGCUGUGAGGAUCUUUGUUACACGGAACCAGGACCAGAACCAGGACCAGAACCGGUACCGCUCUGUCAGAUGCGCAGUGGGUCAGAGAACCACUUCAGGCCCGAUCCGGUCCGCCUGCAGAACCUUUCCUGCUUCGUUAUUCCAGAGGAACCUGGUGAGACCAGGAAGCAGAACCAGAACCACCCGGUCCACAUGUCUGGUUCUGGACCCACUGGACCCAGAACUCCAGUUCAUUUCGUUUCAAACAUCACUCAGAGUUCGGAUUUUCUGAAGCAGACCCUGAACGCACCACAGUUCCACUGAAGCCGCCAAAGUCCAAAGAAAAGCCCAGAACACUCGGCCCACCGGGCCUGGAUCAGAACCAGUUCGCUCAGGAGGAUCCGGUUCUGGAAAAUAUCAGCCCAGUUCAUGUGAUCAGAAUCUCUGUGGUCCUCCAGAACCUAGCAGGUCCAAAGCUGCAUGACCGGGGAACCAGACCGGGUCGGGACCGGGUCUGGACCGAACCGGGUCGGAACCGGACCGGAUCUGGCCUGGAACAGGUUGGAACCGGACCGGGUCUGAACCGGACCGGGUCGGAACCGGACCGGGUCUGAACCGGACCAGGUCUGGACCAGACCGGGUCUGGCCUGGAACAGGUUGGAACCGGACCGGGUCUGAACCGGACCGGGUCGGAACCGGACCGGGUCUGAACCGGACCAGGUCUGGACCAGACCGGGUCUGGCCUGGAACAGGUUGGAACCGGACCGGGUCUGAACCGGACCCGGUCUGCUGCCUCCAGCAGCCCCCCUCUCUGAUCCGGGUCGGGUUCCAACCAGAACCAGAAAAGCCCUGAAAUGAUUUUUACAGAAAGAUGAAAAAUAGAUUUUUGCACUUUGAAGGAAAAAAGUAAAAAUAUUUUAAAUGUUUAUAUUUUUAUUUCUGCCCCAAGUCGAGACGUCUCCUGAUUGGUGGGACGGACCCUUUAGCCCCGCCCGCUCACUGUGAUGCACAGCGCUUAGCCACGCCCCCUGCCUGCUGCUGCUCCGUUUUUCAGCCAUAUUUUUCUGUAACAUGUAAAUAAGUUUGUAUUUUAUUAAGAUUUGAAAUGUGUACAAAGUUUCUAAUAUGAGAGUCUAAUAAACUCUGCAGUGGUUCUUCUGUCCGGGAAUCCGGCCCGGUCCGAUUCCUGGUUCUGCUGUUCCACCACAAAAUCAUGAAAAUGAGAUUUUCCCUGGAAUAUUCCAGAAAGAUGCGCCGCAAGGUUCUGCUUGGAGGGUCCAGUCCAACCGGGUCCAGAUUGAUUUAGUGAUUUAUCAGAACCGUUCAGCUACAAACAGGAAGUCGGUCCAGCAUGUUCCUGUUUAUGGAACACAGCUGGAAGGUUCUGGAGGCAGAACGGAUCAGAGCCUGGUUCCGACUGACGGGCCAGAAUGUGGGAAACAUCCGGUCCAGAAGUGCAGUGCUGCCCCCUGCAGAUCAGAGCGGGCUGCUGCACAUCUACUUCCUGCAAACGGACCGGAACCAAACCUGAGCCUUAAAAUUCGGCUGAUGAUCAGAACAAAGUGAAACGGUACCAGAACCCGCAGUUACUGAACGGGUUCUCACAUCUGGACCAGCGUCUGUGCGCCUGGCGCCGCUCGAAGCGGGACGGGUUCCGGUCCGGUUCGAGACAAAGGGCCGUCUUCAGUUCGACACUCAGAAAUGAACUAAAUAUUCAAUUUCUAACUAAAUACAGAAAUGGAAUAUUUAGCUCCUAAUCAAAUAGUAAACUCUUCGCUAGCUAAAUAUUUAACUCUGGGCUAGCUAAUGAAGAAAUUAGCGGAAGUGGACUAUCAAAUUAAAAGCUGGGCCUUCAGAACCUGCUGUGGAUCCGUCGGUAAAUGUCUGACUUUAAAACGGCUCGUGUUUCUGUUUAAAAUUAAAURUUCAGGAAAAGAAACGAAACUGGAGAGGUUCGGAAAACCACGCUUUUCUUUUGGUGAUCCACUUCCAGUUUUUGGCAAAUUAAUAUAUUGGUUUCAAUCUAAAUGUUAGCUUUAAAACUACAUAYUUUAUCAAAUAUUUAAUUUGAGCCAGAUAUUUAGCUUGAUAACUAAAUAUUUAGUAUGAAGGAAAAUAUUUAGCUAGCUUGCUAAAUAAAUUAAGUUUACUGAAUAACGGUGAAAAUGUAUAAAUCCCAUUUUCUCUUAUUGUUGCGGAGUUUGAAUAACAUCUGGAUGUUAAACUCGGAGCAGAACCAGAACCAGAGAACGUUCCUGGGAGGAUUCGGUCUUUUUCCCGCUCAGUCGGCAGACUUCCGGUCUUACAGGGAAUCGGAACCGGACCUGAAAAUGAUCCAUUUUUAACAGGACUCGGUUCUUUAACAAACCGGAUGUGGACAGAACGAAACGAAAAAAGGUUCUAUGAACCUGCUGUGUGUGUGUGUGUGUGUGUGUGUGUGUGUGUGUGUGUGUGUGUGUGUGUGUGUGUGUGUGUGUGUGUGUGUGUGUGUGUGUGAGUGACUAAGGCCAUAUUUCAUCCUGUUUUCUACUGAUGUUUAUGAAUUUCUUACGUUCUUCGUGUUUAUAGUUUUAGAGGAAAAACUGAUUAUGUUUGUAUUCAGAUGUUUUUAUUGGAGUUGUUUAUUGACAAUAUUAAUAACCAGGGAAUAUUGUAAAUGUUUUAAACCGGAAGUGCUUCUGACGUCAGCAGCAGCCGUUUUUAAAGGCAGACCGACGGAGACAUGCUGACUGUCGUUACACUUUAUUUUACAGAAAAUAAAGCAACCUGCGGAA
Molecule: messenger RNA, 5251 nt
Organism: Poecilia reticulata (guppy)
Lineage: Eukaryota; Metazoa; Chordata; Actinopteri; Cyprinodontiformes; Poeciliidae
Source: RefSeq, a predicted model, not a curated record